Molecule: messenger RNA, 1512 nt
Organism: Symbiodinium pilosum
Lineage: Eukaryota; Dinophyceae; Suessiales; Symbiodiniaceae
Source: the annotation of a GenBank genome assembly
AUGGGUGCAUUUGAGAAGGCCCUUGUGGCAGAUGCCUUCACAAGCUUACGGAAGUGUGUGGAGGCCUUGGGCGAGCCAUGCGAAGGCAACAUCAUGCAUACCUGGAAUUCCUGGGAGCCGCAACCAGACAUGGAAGCGAAGCAGAGGAACUUGUUCCACUUGUCGCAGUCCCUGUCCAAGCGAAGACAUGAACCUCUGCUGCUUGAGAUUGGCUUCAAUGCUGGCCAUUCAGUCUGCUUAAUGAUGCUGGCAAACCCUGCAGUGAAGGUCGUGGCCUUCGAUCUUUGUGAACACGUCUACACCAAACCCUGCGUGGAGGUGCUACAGUCGAUUUUUGGACGGGAUCGUUUGCAACUGGUAGAGGGCUCGAGCACAUCUACUCUGCCAGAAUACCACAAACAACAUCCAUACGUCCAGUUUGACAUGUUCCACAUAGAUGGGGGGCAUCAGUACAAGCAAGCAAGGACAGAUCUUGAAAAUUGCUGCCGUAUGGCACGCAAGGAGUGGGCGUCUAUCAUGGUCUUGGACGACACAGACAUCACGGGGGUCGCUGCUGCAUGGGCUGACUUCAUGGCUGGCGGUCACCUGGUUGAGAGAGCUCCGCCUCAUAAGCUUGGUCGCUUCCGGCAUGGCAUCGGGGAGGUCAUCCCAGAUGGAGUUUCAAAAUGUGGUGGCUGUGGUUCCGCUGAUGCAGAUUGGGCAUGUGGUGGAUGUCGCCAGGUGCGUUACUGCAACGAAUCCUGUGGCAGAUCUCACUGGUCCAUGCACCGAAAGGUGUGCCCAUCCCGGGCACGGCAAGCCCCAGCUCUUGCAUGUCCUAGUCAGCAGAUCGUGCCAAGCCUUCUGCUUGAAAGCCGGCGUGAUGGAGCCUUGCUUGCGGUGCGCGAUCUGCUGCCGGGAGACGUCCUAUUCUCGGAGCCGCCUUUGGCCUGGCAGCCGGCGCCAGCGAUGCGGGCCCGGCUCUGUGCGCGCUGCGGUCGCGCCAAAGACCUGGUCCGGUGCACUGCAUGUCGGCAGGUUUGCUUUUGCCCGCAUUGCGCCGCUUUGCCCAGCCCAUGCGUCAUGUGUCCAGAACUGUCCAUCACGCAAGGACAUGUCGGGGCUUUUACACUUGUCGCGUUGGAGGUGCUCCGCAAUUGGGAAGAAGGUCGUCUUCAGAGCGGCGCCCUGUUGAAGACAUCAGAGGUGCGGGCACGAGAACAAGCCAGGCACUGCACAGCCGCAGUCCAGAAGGUGGCGCAUUUCUGCUCUGCUGUACGCUGGAGCGAUGAGCGUGCCGAAGAGGUCCUCGCGGCUGUCAUCGGCGGUCGCAUUGAGCACACUUCCGCUGGGUCAUCGGUUGGAGUUGGCUACUACCCUGCAAUUGGACGACUCAGAGCUGGCACGGUGCAUAGACAGGCCAGCAUGGGCAAUGUGACCUUGCAGCUCUCGCCAAACUCGGAGCAUGGGUUCGCCAUGCAGGCGAUGGUGAGCACACCGAUUCCCGAGGCUUCAGCCCUCCACCUGGCUUGA